AUGGCGGGUUGGCUCCUCCUGGGCUUGAUUUUGCCCGCAGUGGCGCAGGUGAAUCGCUCAAGCCACUUCCUGGGAAAGCAGGCGGUGGGCGUGAGCUCGCAGGGCGUCCGCUGCGGCGGGUUGGAUCUGCCGGAGAAUGCGGGGUGCAAGCAGGUCGUGGAGUGGGCGGCUGGUGGCGGCAAAUGGGACACUUCAGCAGCAGGCUGGUACCGCAACAUGCCAGCAAUCGCGGGUGUGGACCACGAGCAGGGAACCGCAGCGGACUUCCAGCGGCUGUACUUCUGCUCGCCACCCGGCGACUCUUUCUGCGGUCUCCCACCCUGCACAGGGUGCAGCAAACCUCCCUGCAACGACUGCUUUGCGGGCAACCAGCUCUACGCCAGCCGCCGCCCCGGUUGCGAUGGCAACAACGAAGGCGUUGGGUGCGUCCCGCCGAAGUCAGCCAUGGGUUACAAGGGCCAACACUGGCCGACCACCGUAAUCUAUGGCACGCAGGAAAUGCACAUCUUUGCCAUUGGUGACUGGGGCGGCAUGGACGGCUCGCUGGAUCCGCCAGAGGGCCGAAAGACCAUUGUCGCCUACGACUGGGGCCGUCGACCUGGGCCCAGCGUGUUUCCCAGGAGCCGGUGGAACAAGAAGCACACUGUGCAGUUCUGUGACCACAAGCAGCUUGUGGAGUGCUUCAACACCCGAGGCCAACCUCCUUGCACGCCAGAGUGCGGCUAUGUGGCAGGAGUGGAUGACCAGCCGCAACUGCUGGUGGCCAACGCCUUCAAAGCUCGUGCUGCGCUCAAGGACCCCCAGUAUGUCCUCAACGUCGGAGAUAAUUUCUACUGGGGUGGGAUCGAGAAGACAUGUGGUACCCCCAUGGACCAGAUCUCAUACUCCACCAAGCACCAGUUCGACCAAAUCUUCGAAGGUGUUUACCAGGGGGCCGGGCUCAGCAACAAGCCCUGGUUCAGCGUGCUGGGAAACCACGACUGGGGAGGCUUCAAGUUCGACAAUGGCUGGGAUCAGCAGAUUUCCUACACCUGGGCCAGCAACCGCUGGGUCAUGCCAGCACCAUACUACAAGACAUCCGUUGUCUACGCGGACCUUGGCUUCGAUGUGGACUACUUCUUCCUGGAUUCCAACUUUGUCGACGCCAUGCCACCAGAGGAGGACCCUAACCACAACAUGUGCAGCCGCAAGAACAACAAGCCCUCUGCUAGUUGCGCUGCGGCAGAUGGGCCUGAGUCGGUGGACAGCUGCCCUGGAUGGUUCGCAUCGUUGUGGGAGCUUUGGCUUCCAGACGACUUCGCCAAGAACCACAUGGGCGUCACUUGCAUCGUGACCGGUGGUGGCGGCGGAAUCACCUCUGAGGCCACGCCCAACCCGGAGGAGACGGAGGAUUGGUAUGGUGAGGCGCAGUAUGGCUUCUACGACCUCACCAUUAGCAAGUCGGAGAUUUUCAUCGAGUCCAUCAACUACGAUGGCGAG
Messenger RNA from Symbiodinium pilosum, 1479 nucleotides. The record is from the annotation of a GenBank genome assembly. Lineage: Eukaryota; Dinophyceae; Suessiales; Symbiodiniaceae.